AUGGUUGAUAUUAUUAAUGAUCAUGACCAACUUUCUAAUCCAUAUGCUAUUCAACUAACAGAUGUAACUGUUCAUUUAGGUAAUAAAAAUGUUUUAAGAUCAGUUAAUCUUUCUAUUGAACAAGGUGGCAUUUUUGCUUUACUUGGUCCAAGUGGAUGUGGAAAAACAAGUUUAAUACGUACAUUAGUUGGUCGUUUACAUCCAACUAUUAAUCAUGAUAAAAGUUAUGGAACAAUAUCUAUUCUUGGUAAACAUACAUAUGCAUUUGGUCAACUUGUUGGAUUUAUGCCUCAAGAAAUGGCAUUACAUCCAACAAAUACAAUAAAUGAAGAACUUUUUUUCUAUGGUCGUUUAGCAAAUAUGUCUAGCGAGAAACUUCAACAACGAUGUGAAUUUUUAAUUAAUCUUCUUGAAUUACCAAAUCGAGAAAAAUUAAUUCGAAAAUUAAGUGGUGGACAACAAAGACGAGUUUCAUUUGCAAUUGCAUUAAUACAUGAACCAAAAUUACUUAUUUUAGAUGAACCAACUGUUGGUGUUGAUCCACUUUUAAGAAGAAAAAUUUGGAAACAUUUGACAGAGAUUACGAUCAGUGGUGAUAGAACUGCUAUUGUAACAACACAUUAUAUUGAAGAAGCUCGACAAGCAAAUAUAGUAUCUUUUAUGCGUCAUGGACAACUUUUAGAAACAGGUCGACCCAAUGAUUUAUUACUUAAAUAUGGACAACAAGUUGAAGAUGUUUUUUUUGAAUUAUGUGAAAAAGUUCAUAUAUUAGAAAUACAAAAUCAUGAACAAGAAAAGAAACAUCAUCAUAAAUCUUUAACUCUUACAAAUAAACUUUGCCAAACAACUGUAUCAUCAUCUCCCAAGAAAAAAUGUUGUACAUUUGGACUUCAUUCUUGUGCACGUCCAUCAUUUGGUCGUUCUCUAUAUGCAUUACUUAUAAAAGAUGUACUUAAAUUUCAACGAAAUCCAUUUAUGUUAAUGAUACAUCUUCUUGUUCCAAUUUUACAAAUUGCUUUAUUUUGUUUAUGUGUUGGACGAAAAUUAAGUGAUAUUCAAGUUGGAUUUAUUUCACGUGAAGUAAUUCGAUCAAGUUCUACUACUGGAUUAAUAUUAGAUAAAAUUGAUAAAAAUGUUCUUAAUUUAAUUGAAUAUAAAUCGAUAAGUGAUGCUCAAUAUAUGUUUAAAUCAGGAUGUUUAUCGGGAAUUAUUGAUAUUGGUGAAAAUUUUAGUAAAGAAUUUCUUCAGAAAAUCGAGGAAUGCUCAUUAUCUGAUGAAAAUAAAUAUAAUGAUUCACAAAUGUUAUUAUAUGUCGAUCAAACAAAUCGACAAAUGAUUUACACAAUUGCUGAAGAAUUUUUACGAGUUUUUAAAAGUGUCGAUAUAGAUUAUCAUCUAGGACUUUGGACAUCUACAUCUUCUGAUAAAACAUUAUUUAAAUUAGGACAAUUUGAAAAUAAUCAAUCUGAUUUUGAAUAUACUUUUACUCAUUUUAUGGUUCCUGGUAUUAUUCUUUCUGUGAUCUUUUUUUUAAAUGUUGCUCUUACUGCUCUUUCACUUGUUAUUGAACAAAGUGAUGGAACACAAGAUCGUGUAUGGAUUACAGGUGUAAAAUCCAACGAAAUUAUAUUAAGUCAAUUAAUUAUUCACUCAAUAAUACUUAUUAUUCAGAUAACUAUUAUUCUAUUUACUACUUUAGUCAUUUUUAAAUUUCCAUUACGAGGUAGCUUAGUACUUAUAUCAUUACUCUGUAUUAUACAAGGAUUUUGUGGUAUGACAUUUGGAUUAGUGAUAUCGACAAUUUUUACAACAGAAGUUAAUGCUCAUCAAGUAACUAUGGCGGCUUUUUAUCCCGUAUUACUUCUAAGUGGUAUUGUUUGGCCUCUUGAAGGACAACCGAUAUGGAUUCGUACAAUUACAAAAUGGUUACCAAUGACAAAAGCAAUCGAAGCGAUGCGUGGUAUACUCUUAAGAGAAUGGAAUAUGAAUUAUUUAAUUGUACAACAAGCAUUUGCCGUUACAUUUAUUUGGACAAUGUUGUUUCUUAUUUUAACACUUGUUAUUUUUAAUUAUCGUCGUUUAUAA
Messenger RNA from Adineta steineri, 2085 nucleotides. The record is from the annotation of a GenBank genome assembly. Lineage: Eukaryota; Metazoa; Rotifera; Eurotatoria; Adinetida; Adinetidae.